GAGAGGCCCCGCCCCCUGCCUCGGGUCUCUUUGGAGCCUCGGACGCGCCGGCUUUGAGCAUCCCUGGUCAGCCAGGCGGAAGGCCCCGGAGCUCUGGCUCCGGCGGCAGCGGCUCGUCUCGCCCUCGACAUGGCCAGUAUCGGAGAGGACACAUCCAACGAUGGCGAUGCGCCCCCUGCAGCAGCCACGGUGGCAGAUGAUGCCCACCUCCUGGGCUUCUCCGAUGAGAUCCUCCUGCACAUCCUGAGCCACGUCCCCAGCAUAGACUUGAUUCUGAAUGUCCGGCGCACCUGCCGGAAGCUCGCAGCGCUGUGCCUGGACAAGAGCCUCACCCACACGGUGCUGCUGCAGAAGGACUAUGAGGCCAGCGAGGACAAGGUGAAGCGGCUGGUGACGGAGAUCGGCCGGGAGGUCCAGCAGCUCAGCAUGGCCGGCUGCUACUGGCUGUCGGGCAGCACGGUGGAGCACGUGGCCCGCUGCCGCGGCCUGGUGAAGGUGAACCUCUCGGGCUGCCACCUGACCUCCCUGCGCCUCUCCAAGGUUCUGUCGGCCCUGCAGCGCCUGCGCUCCCUGGCCAUCGACGUGAGCCCCGGCUUCGACGCGAGCCAGCUGAGCGGCGAGUGCAAGGCCACGCUGAGCCGCGUGCGGGAGCUCAAGCAGACGCUGUACACGCCCUCGUACGGCGUGGUGCCCUGCUGCACCAGCCUCGAGAAGCUGCUGCUGUACUUCGAGAUCCUGGACCGCACGCGCGAGGGCGCCGUGCUCUCGGGCCAGCUCAUGGUGGGCCAGAGCAACGUGCCGCGCUACCAGCACCUGCGCGUCUUCUACGCCCGCCUGGCCCCCGGCUACAUCAACCAGGAGGUGGUGCGCCUGUACCUGGCCGUGCUCAGCGACCGCACGCCCGAGAACCUGCACGCCUUCCUCAUCUCCGUGCCCGGCAGCUUUGCCGAGAGCGGGGCCACCAAGAACCUCCUGGAGUCCAUGGCCCGCAACGUGGCGCUGGACGCGCUGCAGCUGCCCAAGUCCUGGCUCAACGGCUCGGCCCUCCUCCAGCACAUGAAGUUCAGCAGCCCCUUCUACUUCAGCUUCAGCCGCUGUGCCCUGUCCGGCGGCCACCUGAUCCGGCGCGUCAUCGACGGCGGCAGGGACCUCCGGAGCCUGGCCGGCCUGAACCUCAGCGGCUGUGCGCACUGCCUGGCGCCCGACUCCCUGCUGCGCAAGGCGGAGGACGACAUCGACAGUGGCAUCCUGGAGACGCUGGUGGCGGCCUGCGGCAACCUGCGGCACCUCAACCUCUCGGCUGCCCACCACCACAGCCCCGAGGGCCCCGGCCGGCACCUGUGCCAGCUGCUGGCCCGGCUCUGCCACCUGCGCUCCCUGUCGCUGCCCGUCUGCGCCGUCGCUGACUCGGCGCCGCGGGCCGACCGCGCGCCCGUCCAGCCUGCCACGCACGCCGUGCCCCGCGGCUUCGGCAAGAAGGUCCGCAUCGGCGUGCCGUCUGGCCCCGACCCUGUCUCCGGGCAGGCGGGCCCCCUGCCAUCCUCUGUGUUCUGGUCGCUGCUGAAGAGCGUGCCCUUCCUGGACCGCCUCGAGCUGAUCGGGUCCAACUUCUCGUCUGCCAUGCCGCGCAACGAGCCCGCCAUCCGCAACUCGCUGCCCCCCUGCGGCCGGGCGCAGAGUGUGGGGGACUCGGAGGUGGCCGCCAUCGGCCAGCUGGCCUUCCUGAGGCACCUGACGCUGGCCCAGCUGCCCAGCAUCCUGACAGGCUCCGGGCUGGUCAGCAUCGGCCUCCAGUGCCAGCAGCUCCAGUCCCUCUCCCUGGCCCACCUGGGCACGAUGGGCAAGGUGGCCUACAUGUCCGCCCUCUCGGACAUGCUGAAGCACUGCAGGCGGCUGAAGGACCUCAGGCUGGAGCAGCCCUACUUCAGCGCCAACGCCCAGUUCUUCCAGGCGCUGAGCCAGUGCUCUGCGUUGCAGCGCCUGUGCCUGGUGUCCCGCAGCGGCACCCUGCAGCCCGAGGCCGUGCUGGCCUUCAUGGCGCGCUGCCUGCACGUGGUCGUGUGCCACCUGUUCACCGGCGAGUCGCUCAGCACCUGCCGGAGCCUGCAGCAGUCCCUCCUCCGCAGUUUCCAGGCCGAGCGGCCCGCGCUGAACGUCGUCAUCUUCCCUCUGCUCCACGAGGGCCUGACCGAUGUCAUCCGAGACGUUCCCAUGGUGCACCUGGACGAGGUCACCUUAUUUAAAAGCAGAGUGGCCGAGGAGCCGCCCAAUCUGUGGUGGUGACCGGAGCGGGCCCCCACCUGCCCGUCGCCGCCUGUGGCCGCUGCGCCUCCGUGGCCGAGGAGGCAGGACUGCCCCGGACAGGUGUGUGGCUUCCGGCCUGUGCCACGGCCGCCGCGGCUGCUCCCCUGCCCGAGGACCCCGGACCCCCGGUGGGCCACCGCCCCCUCCCCAGCCCUUAGGGGCUUCCUCUGGUGGAGAGCCUGUGCUCAGUGACGCUCUGGCUGAGAUGCGUGAGGAGGGCCGGCGGGAGGGCCGGCGGGAGGGCGACCUGCGGGCCUGGCCGGCGUGCUCCGGGGCUGCGACACGCAUCGCCGGGGCGCUGACUCCUUGGGGGCCUGGUCCCCAGAGCGCCACGUGACCCCACGGCUGCCCCCCGGCCCCCAGGGGUGGCCCUUUGCUCCUGUGCUCCUGGUCACCUGCCCCGGGCUCUGUGGGGGGGCGGCUGUGAGCCCGAGGCGGGGAGGAGCUUGCAGGUGCUGUGGCAGAUUUGGGGCUCUCCCCUCCUUCCAUUUAACCCAGUUACGCCUCUGGUAUGCGUCCAGCCAGGUGACAUCAGACAGGUUCGGGCCGGCAGCGGGUUGCUGGGCAGGGAAGCUGCAGGUCCCUGUGAAGGUCUGUGUUUCUGGGGAAACACGGGUAGACCUGCUUCAUUAGAAAACCUUGAAAUAUUAAAACCCAGAAGGGAUGCGUGGGGCUGGAGGAGUGAUCACAUUACCCCGUUUCAGAUAGCUUUAUUUAGCACUUUAAAAAAAUGCAACGCAGCUAUUCCCAAAACGAGGGACGUCCUCCCAGUGUCCUGGGCCUCCCGCCACGUGCCACCCGGUGCUUCUGCCUUGUCAGCCGCGAGACUCCCCCCAGAGCUGUCAUCCCUGCGGCUGGUGGGCUUCUGAGGGGCCCCGGUUGGGUUCCCUCCACCCAGCGUCUUGCCCCAACGCUCCCGGUGACGCUCCUGGAGACUUCCAGGGAAGGCUGGGCGGCGUCGGGGCAGCUUCCAGCCGGGGGCACCUGGGUCUCCGCAGAGGCUGCCUCCCCAGGGCGCCAGGGGCUGGGCCCAUCUCGCCCCGGCCUCCCUCCCCCUCUGGGCUGGGGGUGCAGGUUCCCCAGGCCCUCCUCACCGCUGCGGCCCGUCUCGGCUGCCGUCCGCUCAGUGGCCCCCAGCCCAGCCCGCUUCCCACUCUGUUCCGUGUGAUGGUCGCCCCCGUGUCGUGUAGCGUGUCCUAUAGUUUGCCUGUUGCAGGGCCCGGUACCUGGACCCUGGGCCUGCGUUCGCCUGCCCUUCCCUGGGUUCUCAAGGGGCAGACAGUUCAGCAGCCCCCACCCUGCCAGGCCGAGGGGGUCCAGGAGGCCUUCCGAUGGUGGAAGUGCUCGUAGGGCCAGGGUCUCGGGACGCACACAGGCCCCCGAGUGCUCCGGUCGAUUCUUCCUAAGCGCAGUCUGUCUGGCGGCCUCCACCCGUCCCCGCGGCCCUGGCCCUGCUCUCACCUCCCCACGGCACUGGGUGGAGCUGGGGCUCCUCCCCCUGCGCUGUGGUUUUCUUGCCGAGGGUGCAGUUGUCUCCUCUCUGGAGCGUGGGGUGCCCUCCUCCCUCCCCAGCUGCCGCUGGCGGCUCUUCGCCUCCUGCCCAGAGGGACCGGUCUGCCGGCUGCCCCCAGCUGGGACCCCCACCAGACCUGCAGCCCUCGCCUCCGCAGUCCUGACCUGGCCUGAGAGUCACAACCGGGCCCGCUUCUCUGGCCGUGCAGGCCGCAGGCCAGGCUGCCCUGGGCCCUGGAGAGACAGGGCCAAGGCCCUCGUUAGGGCCGCACGCUGUAGAUGAGGGUCUGAGAGGUGGUGGGAGUCCCCCACCCCAUUUCUGGGCAUGUUUUUCGUGCUCUGGCCCGGAUGGCCUGUUCUCAUGAGCAAGCAGUUUUAACCAGCAGUGUCAUUUAUGCCAGCAAACAGGGCUGGGAGGGGCCGUUCACGAAAGGCUGGGGCACGAGCUGCCUUGGAAAGCAGCCCCCAAACAAGAGGCCUUGUAUUUUUAGUGUCCCCCUCAACCAUCCUUUACUUAGAGCAAGAAUUUCCGCUGCUUCUCCACCCAAGUCAGGAUUCACC
Messenger RNA from Balaenoptera ricei (Rice's whale), 4377 nucleotides. RefSeq names its product F-box and leucine rich repeat protein 18 (gene FBXL18). Gene Ontology annotation, molecular function: protein binding. Bases 130 to 2283 code for a protein of 717 amino acids. The transcript is spliced from 5 exons. NCBI's taxonomy places the organism in Eukaryota, Metazoa, Chordata, Mammalia, Artiodactyla, Balaenopteridae. The record is from RefSeq and is a predicted model, not a curated record. Gene Ontology annotation, cellular component: SCF ubiquitin ligase complex. Gene Ontology annotation, biological process: SCF-dependent proteasomal ubiquitin-dependent protein catabolic process.